Messenger RNA from Aspergillus pseudotamarii, 435 nucleotides. Its product is annotated as ankyrin repeat domain-containing protein. The transcript has a single exon. NCBI's taxonomy places the organism in Eukaryota, Fungi, Ascomycota, Eurotiomycetes, Eurotiales, Aspergillaceae. The record is from RefSeq and is a predicted model, not a curated record. Gene Ontology annotation, molecular function: protein binding. The coding region runs from base 1 to 435 and encodes 144 amino acids.
AUGAAUCUGCCCAAUCAUCCGUCACCUCUCGUUACGGCCGUUGGAGUUGGACGUCCAUCCAUCGUUAAGCUCUUACUGGAUCACCCUGGCGUUGAUAUUGCCACUGAAUUUGCUAGUGAGCCGACGCCAUUGAAAACAGCUGUUGAGUGUGGGCAGGUAACAAUGGUGAAACUACUGUUUGAGGCGAGCCAAACGAGGGACUUUGCAAAUAUCGCUUUGGAACGGCUCAUGGCUCAGGACGUCCGGCACGUUGUAAGGGACGGGCAUGAAGACGUGAUCCGCGUGCUAAUAGAUGCUAUGGACAAUAUCAAUCACGGAGAUGAUUAUCGCCUAAUCGCCCUAUACUACGCGUGCCGGACCGGACGCGUUGAGCUUGUGGAGUUGAUAUUGGCAAGGAAUGAUGUCAAGCCAGGAUCCGAAGAUCCUUCGGGCUGA